AUGUUCUCAAGCAAAUUGUUCUUAGGCCUGACUGACCUUCUCUUAGGAAAAAUUCUCCCGCUUGUCCAUCCAUUAUAUGGGCAGCGAGUAACUGUCCAGUCAAGAACUGUCCGGCCAAAACGAUACCUCCCCAUUCGCAACGCCAAAACCAAGGCCCUCACCAAACUCAACGCGAUCACAAUCAUGGAAAUGUCUGGCUCCGCGAGCCCGACGCCCUUGCCCGAGAAGCGGAACUCAGUUGACCCAGAUACGGACAAAGACACCGUUAACCACAAAAACGAAGACACCAUCAUCGAUGAAGCCACCAUCAUCGAUGAAGACACCGUCAUCAAUGAAGACACCGUGAUGGGUAAAGACACCGUCAUCGACGAAGAUGCCGACACCGACACCUCCACCUCGACGAACCGCAUCCCUUUCGACAAGCGAGGCGCCUCCCCCAACCCGCCCAGGAUCGAAAAGCUCAGCUCCUCCGAAUACGGCAUUCAAGUUCCCAAGAAAGAGGAGACCUUGUACUUCGUCUUUCAAAACGUGCGGCUCCCGUGCAAGCCGGGAAAAUACCGAGUCCUGUUCGACGUGGUGGUGAACGAUUACCGGGACGAACAGGACAGAAAGUUCCCACACGAGGAUCUGUGGCCGGAGGGAGCAUAUCCGGGUGAGGAGGAGAUGGCGAGGUCGUCGUAUCGGUGCUAUCAAGCGGGCGUGUUGGAGUUUAAGCACGAGGUGGAGGUGAGGUAUCGUUCGAACUGGACAAGGCCCAUUGCUGUUUAUUUGGACUCGGAACAAUACGAUCUUAUCGAAUGCCUUUUCAGUGUGGGGGCCCUUUAUACUCCGAAGCGAUGGCGCGAGGAGAGGGAAUGGUUGGCGUCGCUCCGGAAACAGAAACAUUAUCAAACCCAAAUCAUCCAAGUCGUCCAAAUCCCAGCCCAUAUCCCGGCCCAUAUGCAAACCCCUACCCCAGCGCAAAUCCAAGAGCACUUCCAAGCCCUCCAGGCCCAUAUCCAAGCCCAAGCAGGGUUGACUCUACCCAACCAGUACUUGUCAGGCGUUGAAUCGUGUCCUUCCGAUACCUAUGAUUCAAGCCCUGAGGAGUAA
Neurospora tetraspora is the source of this 1092-nucleotide messenger RNA. RefSeq lists its product as uncharacterized. The coding region runs from base 1 to 1092 and encodes 363 amino acids. Lineage: Eukaryota; Fungi; Ascomycota; Sordariomycetes; Sordariales; Sordariaceae. The record is from RefSeq and is a predicted model, not a curated record. The transcript is spliced from 2 exons.